AUGGGGAAUACUAAGAGCAGCGCGUUGUCAAAAGAGCUCCUGGAGGAACUGAAAUCCAACACUAAAUACUCAGAGACCGAGCUCUGCACCUGGUACCAGACCUUCCUGAAGGAGUGCCCCGGCGGGAAGAUCAGCAAGCAGCAGUUUGAAGGCAUCUACGCCAGCUUCUUCCCCAAUGCAGACCCAUCGAAAUACGCACAGCACGUUUUCAGGAGUUUCGACACCAACGCAGACGGCACUUUGGACUUUAAAGAGUACAUUGUUGCUCUGCAUCUCACGUCAGGGGGGAAGACGCUGCAGAAGCUGGAAUGGGCCUUUGCUCUGUACGACGUCGACGGGAACGGAAACAUCAACAAAAGUGAAAUCCUGGAGAUUGUUAGGUCAAUAUUCAACAUGAUUCCUGCUGAAGACCAGAAGGUCCUCCCCGAGGAUGAAGACUCACCAGAGAAGAGGGCGGACAAGAUCUGGCAAUUCUUUGGGAAGAAAGAAAACGAUAAAAUCUCAGAAGGAGAAUUCAUUCACGGUGUGAUGGACAACAAAGAUAUCCUGCGAUUGAUACAAUAUGAUGAGCCUCAGAAGAUUAAAGACAAGCUGGCGGAGAAAAAGCAAUAA
Notothenia coriiceps (black rockcod) is the source of this 612-nucleotide messenger RNA. It is a transcript of the gene rcvrna, whose product is annotated as recoverin a. NCBI's taxonomy places the organism in Eukaryota, Metazoa, Chordata, Actinopteri, Perciformes, Nototheniidae. The record is from RefSeq and is a predicted model, not a curated record. Gene Ontology annotation, molecular function: calcium ion binding. The transcript is spliced from 3 exons. Bases 1 to 612 code for a protein of 203 amino acids.